This is a messenger RNA of Aplosporella prunicola CBS 121167, 678 nucleotides long. RefSeq lists its product as uncharacterized. NCBI's taxonomy places the organism in Eukaryota, Fungi, Ascomycota, Dothideomycetes, Botryosphaeriales, Aplosporellaceae. The record is from RefSeq and is a predicted model, not a curated record. The coding region runs from base 110 to 559 and encodes 149 amino acids. The transcript has a single exon.
GGCUAUUUAACUGGAUAUGACCGGGCAUCACUGCCUGAAAGGGACCGAGUUUGGGGAUUCAUUGCUUGGUUAGAUAAUGAUGCUUGUAGGGAAUGGACAUAUGUGACAUAUGUGCGUUCUAAGACCUCCUCACUCAUGUCCAAUGUUCAGACCCGUAGCUAGACAAGGACUUUUCCACAGGGACCAUCUGUAUCCUUACCAGUUUCGCGGGAAAGUGAAUCCCUUUCGGACACCGUCACCAGCAAGUAAAAACCCGGCAAACAGCCACCACCAAAAAGGCAUCCAUCGCGCAGCGAACGCCUUUCCCACGGACCCAAGACGCAGCCAUACACCCCGACCUCCCCAGCAACCUCGUUACCUCACUCACCCAACCUCACUCAACUGCGCACGAACAACAGCACACCUUCCACGACGUCGUGUGCAACCGCCUGCGCGCGCAGCAUCUUCAUCACUUGCGUUGUGCGGCCAGGAGCCCGCUCUUGCCGGCUUUGCUUUGGCGCGCGCGAGUAGGGUGGCUGGGCCGUGCCGACUGUCGCGCUCAUUGGGGCCACGGUAUUGACGCGGCGGGUGGGUAGAUGCUGUUGAGGAGGGAGAUGGGAUGAGGGCGGAUGCUGAUUGUGAGGCUAGCCGGUCAUGGUGGCGUGGUCGGUCGGUUGUUGGGUGGUGGGUGGGAGGGAG